AUGUUUUCCUUUACUUGCUGUGUCAGUAUCGAGAGCAAACACGAAGUCACGAUCUUAGGAGGACUCAAUGAAUUUGUUGUGAAGUUUUAUGGACCACAAGGAACACCAUAUGAAGGUGGAGUAUGGAAAGUUAGAGUCGACCUUCCUGAUAAAUACCCUUUCAAAUCCCCGUCUAUAGGAUUCAUGAAUAAAAUUUUCCAUCCCAACAUCGACGAAGCGUCAGGAACUGUAUGUCUAGAUGUAAUCAAUCAAACUUGGACAGCUCUCUACGAUCUCACCAAUAUAUUUGAAUCGUUCCUGCCCCAGCUGCUGGCCUAUCCUAACCCUAUAGAUCCUCUAAAUGGUGACGCUGCGGCCAUGUACCUCCACCGACCAGAAGAGUACAAACAGAAAAUUAAAGAAUACAUUCAGAAAUAUGCAACAGAAGAAGCACUAAAAGAACAGGAAGAAGGCACCGGGGACAGCUCAUCCGAGAGCUCCAUGUCCGACUUCUCGGAAGAUGAGGCUCAGGAUAUGGAAUUGUAGUAGAAGAGGCAACCUGCUUUUCAGAGAGACUCUUAAUUUCCUAACCAUGAGAAGCAGACUAUAAUAUUCAUAUUUAAACAAAGCAAUUUUUUUUAUUACUAAACAAGGUUUUUAUGAAUAAUAGCAUUGAUAUAUAUAUAUAUAUAUCACCCUUUAGAUCUUGAUUUUUCUUGGUCAUUUCUCGAACCCGAGGUGCAUAGCAUAUUCCCACAUUCCAUUUUGGUAGCAAUAUGCAGCCCGAAUGCAUGCAUUCAAAUUCCAUUUGGCCAAGUCAACUUGUGUGCUACUGGACUGUCAGCUAAAACGGCUGCUCUGAUAGGUAGGGAGUUAGCAAAGAUGUUUGCUUUCUUAUCAGUGUUUCCAAAGACACCAGCUUGGAUGCUAUACCGUGGAACAGCACUUUCUCAAAGUUAAAAAUGAAAAAAAAAAUCUGGGGGAUGCUGUGCUAACCGUGUAGAUCAGACAGUGAAGUGAAAGGUGCUCCUUCAGGUCAACCUUGCUGAGCAGAUUUGUUGUGGAGUCGCAUUAAAAACCAACUAAAACACCACAAAUGCAUGGAGCUCUUCAGAGCGCUGAAGCUUAAAAAUGUUGACUUGGAUUUUAAGUCCGUUUUUAUAUGUGGACUCCUGGCUGCCCUCUGAACUGUAGGGACUGACAACCACUGGUCUGUUUGCUUUGGGGACUCUCAAGCCUUCAUCUGGAUGUUACCCACUUGCUUGGUCUGGAUUAUGAGCUGUUCCCUUUUUUUUUGGAGG
Messenger RNA from Tinamus guttatus (white-throated tinamou), 1280 nucleotides. NCBI's taxonomy places the organism in Eukaryota, Metazoa, Chordata, Aves, Tinamiformes, Tinamidae. The record is from RefSeq and is a predicted model, not a curated record.